Molecule: messenger RNA, 613 nt
Organism: Peromyscus leucopus (white-footed mouse)
Lineage: Eukaryota; Metazoa; Chordata; Mammalia; Rodentia; Cricetidae
Product: dynein light chain 1, cytoplasmic-like
Exons: 1
Coding region: 98-376 (92 amino acids)
Biological process (GO): cilium assembly; microtubule-based process
Cellular component (GO): cytoplasmic dynein complex
Molecular function (GO): dynein intermediate chain binding; dynein light intermediate chain binding
Source: RefSeq, a predicted model, not a curated record
GCUUCGGUAGUGACCGACUCUCCCCAGCUGCCUGAGCAGCACCAGCACCUUCCCCAGGAGCUCGCUGCAGCCCGCUGGCCCGUGCUCCACCGCAACCAUGUGCAACCAGAAGGUGGUGAUCAAAAAUGCAGGCAUGUCAGAAGAGAUGCAACAGGACUCGGUGGAACACACUACUCAGGCACUGGAGCAGUAUAACUCAGAGAAGGAUACUGCCACCCGUAUCAAGAAGGAGUUUGACAAGAAGAGCAACCCCACCUGGCACUGCAUUGUGGGGCGGAACUUCAGUAGUUAUGUCCCCACACCUACCCAGAGCUUGAAAGACUUCAUCUACUUCUAUCUGGGUCAGAUGGCCAAUCUUCUGUUCAAAUCUGGUUAAAAGCAUGGACUGUGCCAAACACCCAGUGAUCCAUCCAAAAACAAGGACUACAUCCUAAAUGCCAAAUAACAGAGACUGACUCUUCAGCCUUGCUGGGGGAACACCUCAUUUGAAUCUAUUGUGUUUUGUACAGGGCAUUAUCCUCUGUACGAGUUUGUGGUUAUAAAAUAAUUAGUAAAACAGCUUACAUUUGUAUUUAUUUUCUAGUCCAUACUUCUGUACCCCAUUUUUUUCUCC